Didymosphaeria variabile is the source of this 741-nucleotide messenger RNA. RefSeq lists its product as uncharacterized. Bases 1 to 741 code for a protein of 246 amino acids. The record is from RefSeq and is a predicted model, not a curated record. The transcript is spliced from 3 exons. NCBI's taxonomy places the organism in Eukaryota, Fungi, Ascomycota, Dothideomycetes, Pleosporales, Didymosphaeriaceae.
AUGCCGAAAAAGAGUGCAUCUGGUGAAGUGCCCGAUGAGGCUUCACAACCAAGUCCACCCCAUAGCAUCCCCUGUCCACCAGCGAUUCUCCUCAACGAUGUUUCGGUCAACCAAGGUUUAAAUGCCCUCCCGAAAUCCAGUAACGUUGCUGAUACACCAACAGAGCCUAACCAUGAUGUUACAGCGGGACAAAAUCUGGAACUGAUACUGGAUUCUUAUGACGGCAUGAAUACAGGAGUAGAUACAGCAGUGGCGAGUUCAGAUCACGACCUCGCGGCAAUGCGGCUUUUUGAUAAGAUCUCAAACAGCUUUACAGAAACACUCGCGAAACCAACUCCACCAAACACAGCGACCAACGAAGGUCAUAGUCUCCACGAUCAGCGACAAGAUGUUGAGAGUCAAUCGUUAAACAGGAGCACGCCAUCAGUGCUUCAGAGAGGUACAGCAGCUCGGAGAAAUUCGUCGACAUUGUCGGAGACUCUAGUAGGGGAGUCUGAGAUUCCGUCAGAAGAGCCUGAGAUUCCACUAGAAGAGCUUGAAAUUCCACCAGAAGAACCUGAGAUCGAGCCUGAUAUCGAGCCUGAUAUUCCGCUAGAAGAGUCUGAGAUCCCGGCAGAAGAGCUUAAUAUUCCACCAGAAGAGCUUGGGAUUGGUGCGCACCUCGAGCCUAACGACGAAUUCAACACAGCGUUAGUUCCUUUGAGCGAGGCUGUGCCAUGUGAGUACUCUCGUUAUGAUUAG